AUGAUCGACGAAAAGGAGCUUCUACUUGCCGAGGACUUCAACAACGACGACGUCUCAAACGACAUCGAAAGCCAGAAUGAAAAAUCACCAGAGGCCGAGCACGAGCAAGAAGCAGGAUUCCAGACGACUCAGGUCAUCGCACUCUGCUGCGCUGCAAUAGUCGAACCGGUGGCCUGCUUCUGCAUCUUUCCAUUCAUCGCCGAGAUGAUUCAAAAAACAGGCGGAACAUCAGGAUCCGAUGUGGGCUUCUGGGCUGGAGCAAUCGAGUCGCUGUUCUCGGUCGUCCAAAUGGGCGUGAUGAUGGCGUAUGGACGAAUGUCCGACAAGUUCGGCCGAAAGCCGGUACUGGUCUUCAGCCUGUUGGGCUUGAGCGUAACCACGAUGCUCUUUGGCCUGAGCCGGUCCCUCCUGCAGAUGGUCAUCUUCCGUUGCCUCUCUGGACUUUUUGCCGGCAGUGUGGUCACCGCCCGCAUCAUGGUGUCGGAGAGUUGCACCGCAUCGACCGAAGCCCGGACAUUUGCCUGGUUCAUGUUUUCACGCAACCUGGGACUCCUUCUGGGACCUAUCAUUGGUGGUCUGUUCGCAAACGUUCAGCUCUUCGACCAAGUUCCGAUCCUGAAGGACUACCCCUACUUUCCGGCGACAUUCGCGGCUGGUGCGACAUGUCUUCUUGGAACCAUUUUGAUCGCAGUGCUAUCCAAAGAGACCCUCACAAAAACGAAAGCUGAAAAGAACGGUCCAGCGAAAGACGCGAUGACUACACUGCAGCUCCUGCGAAGUCCUGGCGUAUCUGCCGCGCUCUUCAGCUUUGGUUGCACGAGAUUCCUGUCCCUGGCUAACACCGCCGUUCUGCCCGUGUUCCUCUUCACAAGCAUCGACAAGGGCGGCUUUGGUUUCUCGCCACAGUCUAUCUCCUACUUCCUCGCGGGUUGGGCGGCAUGUCAGGCAAUCUGGACGCUGGUAUGCUUUGCGCCUCUCAAGCGUAGGCUCGGCAACGCUCGCGUGAUGCAACUCUGUUCUGCCGGCUGGCCGCUGCUGUUUGCAUCCUUCGCUGUUCUGAACGAAUUGCUCCGACACGGUCACACAACACUAUUCUGGACUUUCCUUGCUGUGCCGCUUCUACUCGGAGGUGGCAUUGCAAUGUCAUUCGCGAGCGCUCAACUUCUGGUGAACGAUACGUGUCCGUCGCCACAGGAGACGGCACUCAUCAAUGCUAUUUCACAGACGUUGAACAGCGCCAUACGAGCAGUCACACCAGCGAUCUUCACCACUGUCUUUGCAUUAAGUACGAAAUAUCAGAUACUCGAUGGACACCUGUGCUGGAUAGCGCUCGCGGCGGUUGCGUUACCACUGAGCUUGUAA
Messenger RNA from Zymoseptoria tritici IPO323, 1362 nucleotides. RefSeq lists its product as uncharacterized. The coding region runs from base 1 to 1362 and encodes 453 amino acids. The record is from RefSeq and is a predicted model, not a curated record. The transcript has 2 exons. Gene Ontology annotation, biological process: transmembrane transport. Lineage: Eukaryota; Fungi; Ascomycota; Dothideomycetes; Mycosphaerellales; Mycosphaerellaceae. Gene Ontology annotation, molecular function: transmembrane transporter activity.